CCCACCUACACAGUGGGCAGGAGGUCGUCCUCGACAGCAUCUCUGUGAACAACGCGGGAACGUAUACUUGUGAGGCCUAUAACAUGGUUACAAAAAGGAACAAUGCCUCAACUACGCAAAUCAAUGUGUUCGAACGUGUUUCCAAUGUCACUGUUACAUCUAACGCCACCAGACUGAUUGAGUACAGCGACACCGUCAGACUAACCUGCUCCGCAAGAGGCACGAAUGUCUCUUACCUGUGGCAUGCGGAGAAUCGCAAGAUAAUUCCUGGAGACAGGAUUGUUCUGAAUGAAGAUCACAGCACACUCACUGUUUCUGGAGUGCUACGGACAGACGGAAGUUUCACCUGUAGAGCAAGCAACAUGAUUAACGAAAUCACAAGCUCUCCGUUUUCUCUUCAUGUCAGCUACGGACCGGAUCGUCCAUCCGUCAUCACUCAACCGCACGCAUCUUUUUACAUUGCCGGAAGCACGAUCAGGUUAACAUGUUCCACGGAGUCCCGCCCAGAUGCUGAAUUGAAUUGGGAACAGAAUGGUGCCCGCCUACAAAGUGGGCAUGAGGUCGUCCUCGACAGCGUCUCUGUGGCCCACACGGGAAAGUAUACUUGUGAGGCCUAUAACACGAUUACAAAAAGGAAUAAUGCCUCAACCACGGAAAUCAUUGUGUUCGAGACAGUGACUGGGGUUACUGUCGUGGCCAGUGAUCCCAACCCCCUUGAAGACCCCGAUACCAUCACACUCAGCUGUCACGCGUCGGGCACUGUUCAGACACGGACAUGGGUCAAGGAUAACCAACCCAUCCAGGAAAACGGCAGAAUAUUUACAUCUCCCGACAAGGCGAAACUGACUGUAAUCAGAGCUAACAGAAACGACGCAGGGACGUACAAGUGCAUCGCCAGCAAUUCAUUCAGCAGUGGCGCUGGAGUGACCAACGUGCAAGUUUACUAUGAAAAUUGUACCUUCCGGGCUGGCGCGAUCGUGGGCAUUGUACUCGGUUUACUUAUCAUGGGCCUGGUGGGAGGAUUCAGUGGAUGGCUGUUCGCAAGAAAAGCUGGCGGUUUAUUCAGCAACAUAUAUCCACCGAAAUCUAAAAAUGGCACGGGCAGAAAUUCCGGAUGGAAAAGCGCCUUCGACACAAAGACCGUAAACUCAUCAGAAUAUUAUGAAAAUGUCCAAAUGGAUGAACAGUCUUUACCCCUUUCCCACUCAUUAGGCCUCACCUCCCAGCCAGUACUCAUUCCCCUGGCCACCAUUCUGUCCAGGCGUCUUCCUGCCUUCUUCCCAGCCCAGUAG
This is a messenger RNA of Hypanus sabinus (Atlantic stingray), 1292 nucleotides long. RefSeq names its product carcinoembryonic antigen-related cell adhesion molecule 1-like. The transcript is spliced from 8 exons. The record is from RefSeq and is a predicted model, not a curated record. Bases 84 to 1292 code for a protein of 402 amino acids. Lineage: Eukaryota; Metazoa; Chordata; Chondrichthyes; Myliobatiformes; Dasyatidae.